Messenger RNA from Debaryomyces hansenii CBS767, 381 nucleotides. RefSeq names its product profilin (gene PFY1). Bases 1 to 381 code for a protein of 126 amino acids. Gene Ontology annotation, cellular component: cell cortex. The transcript has a single exon. The record is from RefSeq and is a predicted model, not a curated record. Gene Ontology annotation, molecular function: actin monomer binding. NCBI's taxonomy places the organism in Eukaryota, Fungi, Ascomycota, Pichiomycetes, Serinales, Debaryomycetaceae.
AUGUCGUGGCAAGCAUACACCGAUAACUUAGUUUCCUCCGGUAAAAUUGAUAAAGCAGCGUUAUAUUCGAGAGCAGGGGACUCAUUGUGGGCUCAAUCAUCGAACUUCCAAUUGGAUCCUAAAGAAAUCACUGGCAUUGCGAAGGGAUACGAUGAUCCAUCAGACUUACAAGCCCAUGGUUUACAUGUCCAGGGCCAAAAGUACAUGCUUUUGAGAGCCGAUGACAGAUCUAUCUAUGGUAGACUUGAUGCCGAGGGAGUUGUUGCAGUCAGAACCAAACAAGCUAUCUUGAUAGCCCAUUACCCAGCCGGAGUUGUUGCAGGUGAAGCAACCACUGUUGUUGAAAAAUUGGCAGACUAUUUAAUUAGUGUCAAUUAUUAA